This is a messenger RNA of Chelonoidis abingdonii (Abingdon island giant tortoise), 1727 nucleotides long. It is a transcript of the gene ARPP19, whose product is annotated as cAMP regulated phosphoprotein 19. NCBI's taxonomy places the organism in Eukaryota, Metazoa, Chordata, Testudines, Testudinidae. The record is from RefSeq and is a predicted model, not a curated record. Gene Ontology annotation, molecular function: protein phosphatase inhibitor activity. Gene Ontology annotation, cellular component: cytoplasm.
UUAUUCGCUCUCCCUUGCCGCUGGGUUGAGCAGCUGGUUGGCUGAGUUACUGGGGAGCGUGAGAGCGGAGGAAGUCUGAUCCCGCCGGCUCGCCGUCGUAAGCGUGGCGGCCAUCUUGUGCGCCAGGCGAUCGGUGUGAGCUCCGGUGGUGGUAGUAGUGAAGGAGGGAGGCGGCUGUGCUUUCCCUCUUCCUUCCGUCUCCUUCUCUAGCAGCUGCUGCUGGGGGUGCUAUGUCCGCCGAGAGCCCGGAGUCCGCCUCGGCCGAGGAGCAGAAGGAAAUGGAAGAUAAGGUGAUCAGUCCAGAAAAAGUUGAAGAAGCAAAAUUGAAAGCAAGAUACCCUCAUCUAGGCCAAAAGCCUGGGGGUUCAGAUUUCUUGAGGAAGAGGCUUCAGAAAGGACAAAAAUAUUUCGAUUCUGGGGAUUACAACAUGGCUAAAGCAAAAAUGAAGAACAAGCAACUUCCUACCGCAGCUCCUGACAAGACAGAAGUGACUGGUGAUCACAUUCCCACUCCACAGGACCUUCCUCAGCGGAAACCAUCUCUUGUUGCUAGCAAGCUGGCUGGCUGACUAGAAUGGCUGAACUGCAUGAAUCUUCUCAUUCCCGUUUUCUCCUGAAUAGUUAUUCCUCACUUUUUUUUCCUUCCCCCUCCCUCUUACACUAAGUCAUUGAGACUGACAGCUUUGCAGGUAGUGGUAGCGUGUGCUGCUAUUGUAAGGGAGUACUGUUGAGAGUAAAAUGUGUAAUACUUGGACUAGUUGAGAACAAUGCACUGAUAAAAAGGACAGGUUUGGUUAGAGCAAUGUAAAGUAAUUUACUUGAAAAUGUACAUAUUGCCUAUUUCCUAGUGUAGGACUGGUUUCAGCAAGUGACAAUAGCAAGUUUUUACAAUUUUAAUGUUUCUGCUUUCCUUAUUUCAUCUUGAUUGCAACAUAGUAUGUUUGUAUUUAAUAUAACUACCUGUUUUGUUGCUUUUUCUUCUGUGUUUGAUUUCUGUUUUGUUCUCUAAAAUAGAGGUUUAGACCACAAGUUGCUAGAAGGUAAAGCAUGUGUAAAAACAAUACUGGGGCUCUGAAUGAAUUUGCAUCUGCUCUUGAACUUGAAUGGCCUUAAACCUGUUUCAGCUUUAACAAUAGACUUUUACUUGGGCAAUAUUUGCCCAUUCUCAUGUAACUCUUGUGAACCUAGUGCUUAUUUACAACUGCCUGUUGAAGCUGGUAUUCUUUUCAGUUCUGUAGUAUAGAACACACUUUUGUUGAAGAUGUGAAUGAAGUGUGCAUGUGCAUAGACUGUUGAAUUCACUCUUGUGCCAUUUUUGUAAAUACAGUAGUUUUGCACAACCUUUUGCAAUUGUCUAUUAAUUUUACAUUUUAAAAAGCAGAAUGUGCCAACCAGAAGCACAAAUGAUUCUGUACCUUUGAAAGUCUCAGCCUGAAAUUAUGUCUCAGAAUCUUGCUGCUGAACCUAACAAACUUGUAUACCCAGGAUUCAUGAAACACUUAAUAUAGACACUUGAUUGAGUUGGUCUUAACCUUAUGCUUUUGCAGCUGUAUUUUUUGUGUGUGUUAACAACCUCCAAUGUUCAUAUAUGGUAAUCUGAAUUAUGUACCUAUGGGCAUUCGAAGGCAGGUGUCCAUUCUGUUCAGUAUCUUUUAAAUCUAUAGUUUUUAAAGUUGAAAUGCUUUGUGGGAUAUUUGGAAUUAGAGAAAUAAAUGUAUGAAAACCUA